UAUAUUUCAUUAUUUCAGAGAUAUACACAAUCCUAGGCGGUGCUGAAUAAGUAUCCCUUCUUCUUCCUCUCUUAUCUGUCAUUUCCAAGAGGAAAGUUUGCAUCCUCUGGCUUUUAUAGAACCCGUUCUUCUAAGGAAGACUAGAUUCAUAAUUAGAAAAGACUUUCCACUCUAAUCUUCUCUGAUUAGUUGGAGGUUAUUAAAUAGCGAUAAUGUCUAACGCGACGAGAUCGCUGCCACUUGUUAGUUAACUGGUUAACGUGGCAAAGCAUAAGGAAUUAGUGUGUUCUUUCAGAAAUCAUUAAGAUUAACCGUGAAAAUAAGGAUCGAACUUUCUGCGCAAAGAAUUUGUGAAAUCUGGAUAUUGCGCUACAAAACCGAAAAUAAUCUCGACGAAUCGAUUGUGUCCACAACAUCUGAUCUUGAUGAAAAUACACAAUCAGCUGUCAGCAUUUAUCGCCUGCUGUUUAUCUCUUUUGAUAAUAACAGUUCAGUCUGGAACGUUUUCAUUUGCCAGUUGUAUCCUGAUUAAUUCUGACGAUCGAUUAUUAGGAAAGAGAGAGAUACUGUAAAGCGCACUUCAAAAGAUUUACUGAUUUUAAUUAGCUUGUGGCUAUAAUUUGAUACCAAUGAUUUAUUUUGCCAUUUGGUUGAAGUGAUUACCCCAUAAAAUCUGAAUUUGAUAUGUAAUUAUGCAUUAUCGAUUUGAAAAAGGAUAACGUCUCAUGCAUAAAAGAAGGAUACAGACAAGAAUCUUGAGGGAUCUUGCAUGGUGUAUUUUUCUAUUAUUUCUUAUUUCUCUAAUCGAAAUGAGAUAAGUUAGUUAGAAAGUCAAUAGACUAUGCGGGCUACCACGAGCUUGAAAUCUUGACAAAAAGAAGAUUUAUUUUUUAACAAACAAUGGCUUGUGAUGCUCUUAUUUGGGGAUUGUUGUUUGUGGGAUGUAGUAUACAGGUGUUAUGGGCAAUAUCUGAAGAUGAUGCAUCAGAAUAUAUGAACAAGAAAGAAAGAGAAGCUUUAAAAGAAGAAGCAAGAGAUAUGUUUUAUCAUGCAUAUAAUGCAUAUAUGGAUAAUGCAUAUCCUGCUGACGAACUGAUGCCAUUAAGUUGUAAAGGACGAUAUAGAGGCUCAGAACCGAACAGGGGUGAUAUAGAUUCUACAUUAGGAAAUUUUUCACUUACUUUGGUAGAUACACUAGAUACAUUAGUGGUGUUGGGAGAUUUGGAAGAAUUCGAAAAUGCAGUCAAACUUGUUGCUAGAGAUAUAAGCUUUGAUACAGAUGUUAUCGUUUCCUUAUUUGAAACAAAUAUUAGAAUGCUUGGAGGUCUUCUUAGUGGCCAUAUAUUAGCUGAAUAUCUGCAACAAAGGGCUGAUAUAAUGCCAUGGUAUAGAGGAGAACUUUUGAAUUUGGCUAAAGAUUUAGGAUAUAGAUUUUUACCUGCAUUUAACACAACUACUGGAAUACCUUAUGGCAGAGUAAGUUUGAUACUCAACGAUGUGCAUUGGGGGCAUCAUCCAUUGAGACCAGAAUUUUUAGAAUCAACCUAUUUUUUGUAUCGAGCCACGGGUGACCAUUAUUAUCUGGGAGUCGGACGUAAAGUACUCAAAAGUCUGCAAACAUAUGCAAGAGUGCCGUGCGGUUAUGCAGCUGUAUCAGAUGUUAGAACUAACAAACACGAUGACACAAUGGAUAGCUUUGUAUUAUCCGAAACAUUUAAAUACUUAUUUUUAUUAUUUGCGGAACCAGGCGAAUUGGUUUUAGAUUUAGACGAAUUUAUUUUUACUACUGAAGGUCAUUUAUUGCCACUUACACUCGCUUCUAUAAGGACAAAUAUUUCAUCUGAUUUUGAGCGUGAUAUUGUACAUGUGGAUGAAUUUGAUCGUACUUGCCCAAAUAGUUUACAUUUGUUUCCGGCAUCAGUGAGGCAACCUUUAAGGAAUAUGGUUGAAGACGUCUGUCCGAGACGAUCGAUUAAACGAAGAUUAAGUGCAUCACAAUUUCAGGCGAAUAAUUUAGAACAUCUGAAAAUGUUGAGUGAUAUGGGAAUAACAACUUUAACACUAGCAGAUGGACGGAUUCAACUUUUGCACACAUUUUCUAAUGCAAAAACACCACAAGAUUCAGAGGAAGGAUUAUUGUUUAUGCAGGAAAUGGUUGAACUCACCAAAAUCCAAAUGCAACAACCAGAAACUAAACCACAAACAGUAACAUUUAUCAAACCUAAUACGGAUCCACCAGAAAAAGUAACAUUGCUGGCUGGGCCAGCACAAUUCGGACCUGAACUACAGAAUUUCGAUAAGAUUACUGGAAAAGUGAUAUUUACAUAUCCACCCGCAGCUUGCACAGAUUUACUAAAUGCAGAUAGAUUGGCGGGCAAGAUAGUAAUUAUGGAUCGUGGAAAUUGCAUGUUCAUAGAAAAAGCUCGGAGAAUUCAACAAGCUGGCGCUCUUGCUGGAAUAGUAUUAGAUAAUGUCGCAGGUUCGAGUGCAGCAACUUCGCCCAUGUUUGCAAUGUCAGGCGAUGGAAAAGAAAUUGAUGACGUCACAAUACCUGUCGUAUUCCUCUUUUUCACAGAGGCAGCCGAACUAAUGAAA
Pogonomyrmex barbatus (red harvester ant) is the source of this 2595-nucleotide messenger RNA. It is a transcript of the gene Edem2, whose product is annotated as ER degradation enhancer, mannosidase alpha-like 2. Gene Ontology annotation, cellular component: membrane; endoplasmic reticulum. Gene Ontology annotation, molecular function: calcium ion binding; mannosyl-oligosaccharide 1,2-alpha-mannosidase activity. The record is from RefSeq and is a predicted model, not a curated record. Lineage: Eukaryota; Metazoa; Arthropoda; Insecta; Hymenoptera; Formicidae. Gene Ontology annotation, biological process: mannose trimming involved in glycoprotein ERAD pathway; endoplasmic reticulum mannose trimming; carbohydrate metabolic process.